UCACGCUGCGGGAUUUUUGGAGGGGAAAGUCGUGCGGGAUUUCUGGCAGUAUUGGGCUGGAUCUGUUCGCGAAUCGUUCACAAGUAAUAAGGAUUUAGUGAAUUGUCGAAAGAAAGAGAUGUCACGGGUGAAAUCAGACAAACUGGGAAAUGGCGGAAAAUGUGAAUUCAGUGUAUGGUCGCGGGCGAUUACUGCGAAUUCUCAGUGGCCAGACAAGGACGAAUUCCUCGACGUCAUAUACUGGUCACGUCAGGUGAUCGGAAUCAUCGUUGGAAUUAUAUGGGGUCUGAUACCCUUAAAGGGUUUUGUAGCUCUGUUGUUGUUUGUUCUAGUCAAUGCAGGAGCGAUGUACGUAUACUUUAGUAGUUAUCAACAAGUCGACGAGGAAGAAUAUGGCGGUGCUUGGGAAUUAACGAAAGAAGGGUUCAUGACCUCAUUUGCUGGGUUUUUGGUUACGUGGAUCAUUAUAUAUUCUGGUCUGCAUUUUGACUGACUCGAUUUCACUCGAUCUAGACUUUGAAGGAACAGUGACAAGAAUGCUAAAAUCACAGAAACUCUAGACAAGGUUGUGAUGUGUGACAUCUACGUUGCAAUCAGUGAUGUGAAUAAUGGAGAACUAAGUACAAGUUCAGCAAUUCGAAUGCUAUAUAAGGAUAAGAGUUUUUUAAAUCCAGCCUAGAACAUAAAUAGAUUAAGUAAAAUUGACUUUAUUGCUAUGAAACUAUAGUCCUUGAUACAUUCUCAAAAUGCCACCUGAAGGUAUUCUUACCUAGACUUAAAAUACUAAGGACACUUAGUAAUAUUUAUACAUUCGAUGUUCACAUUUGGACAACGGUAUCUAAAGACUUCCAUCUGUGUAAUAUCCCUGUCAAUAAUUCGUAUAAGGGCAUUCAAUAUGUUGGAUUAUUACUUUACACCGUUAUCGCAAUAACCGUGUUAAGUAGACUGAUGCUUUUGAGUCAAGUAUUUUUUUAAUCCUAAUACUGGACAAACAAUGGUGCUGGCAAAUGAAACUUUUUCUCUUUAGUUAUAUUCACAUAAAAUAAGAUCUGUUGUUCGGUUAGACACUGAAGAAAAUAAAACCAUGCAAUCUA
This is a messenger RNA of Orussus abietinus, 1094 nucleotides long. RefSeq lists its product as uncharacterized. The record is from RefSeq and is a predicted model, not a curated record. Lineage: Eukaryota; Metazoa; Arthropoda; Insecta; Hymenoptera; Orussidae. The transcript is spliced from 4 exons. The coding region runs from base 119 to 493 and encodes 124 amino acids. Gene Ontology annotation, biological process: mitochondrial respirasome assembly.